CCUCGCGAUGAGCGGGUCGCGGGCUCCACCGGGCGCGGAGCGGGCGCGGGCGGAGAGCAGGCUGGCCACCCGCGCCUUUCUCCAGGCGGCGACGAGGGGCGACUGCAAGACCAUGCGGCUGAUCGCCCGCGAAACUGGCGCGGACCUGCACGGCCCCCUCGCGCGCGACGCCCACGGCAACGACCCAGAGCAGCUGCUGCUUCGGGCCAGUGGCCACCUGACCCCUGCGCAGGUCAAAGCCGCGAGGCGGGAGGUCAGGGAGCUGCCGCGGAUGCUCGCCGCGGCGGAGGCGGCCAAGUCCAAGGCUUCGGGCCCGGUGCCAGCCGGCGGCCUGGGUGGCACCAUGCUCUCUAUGCGCACGCAGUCCGCAGCCAGCUUGCAGCCAGCCAUCUCGCUGGUGCAGAGCGGCUUAUUCGCUGACAAGCGGGACACGGUUCUCUCCGCGCCGGGCCCCAUGGACCCACAGCCGAGUGCCGGCGCCGACGUGACGGCGGGGCAGGCAGCGGGCCGCAAUCUGCGGGCCCGCGAGCAGCGCAUGCACUCGACGUUUGCAUCCUUGGCGAACGCGGUGGUAGGUGAGCGGGCGCGCGACGCGAUCUGUGCUAGCGCGGUGGACAGUAGGAGGUUGCUACGCAGCGUGCCCUCGGACAUGUCCAGGUCGAUGCCUAGCCUGGCGGAGGCGCUGCGCAGCGAGGAGCUGGCCGUGACCGCGGUGUCCCGGAGGCCGGAUCUGCUGCAGCUGGAGGGCACGCGCUUCAAGAGGCUGGUGCCGACGCUGACUUCCAUCUUCGGCGGAAAGGAGGCCGCGCCCGACGUGGCCUACGCGGUCUCUGCUCGGCCCGAGCUCCUAGAGGUCGAGCACGCCCAGGGCCUCUUGGACUCGUUCAAACUACUCUGCGACUGUGUGGACGGAGUGGCCGACGCGAGGUUCAUGGUGCUGCAGACUCUCGCGCCCGCGUCCGUGGUGGUGAAGGCGCGGAGCUGGAGCCGCGAAGAGUUCGUCGGCGAGUACCACCGGAUCCCUGGAGGGCGCGCGUGGGACAGGCCGGUGUACAUGAAGCCAGCGUCUUCCAUGGCUCACCUCGGCUACGGCAGGGACAUGUACCUCGUGUUCUACGGAGGUCGCAACCCAGGGACAGGCGAGGUCGACGGCAGGUGGUUGCUCACGCCCUUCUUCGGUGGCUCCAGCGCUUCGUCGCCUGCCGUGACCCCCGCCACGCCGGCGGGGGUGUCGUCGGAACGCAGCGAGGCGCUCGCCUUCGCGCCCGAGAGCCUGAGCACCCCCGACCAGUUGUCGGCAACAUGGAGCUUCAAGGAAAUUGACAGCGGGCCGAAGGAGAAACCGAGCUGCCCGUCCCGCUGGGAUCCGGACGCCUACGUCAAUGUUGUGGACAGCGGCAGGCCCAGGCUGCGCUCUCUGCUGUCGGUGCCAGCGCAGGAGAUACGCGAGUGCUUCGAUCAGAUAAAGGAGGCUCUCUGCUUCUGCUGGCGCGCUGCCGGCCCCGACGGCCGCCCGAGCAGCGGGACCCGCCUGCUUGGCUGCCACCGCAUGGGCGACGCCCCGUUCAUUGGCAGCUCACUGCGGUUUGAGCACCUGGGGAACUUCAAGCACACAGCUGGCUACCUGUACUACCAGCUGAGUGCGAAGGACCAGCUCGAGCCCAUCUUGAGGCUGCUUGCCUGGGACCCGAUCACCGUAAUCUUGAUGUACGCAGGGGACGAGGAGCCAUCGCAGGUGCCCGCGGAGUCGCCGCCAGCCAGCGACGCCAAGGCACCCGCCAAGGCUGCCAAGAGCGCGGCGGCCCCACCAGCCGCCACGCAGGCGGAGGACUCGCAGGUGCCCGCGCACCACAAGGUGCUUGGCGCGCACGGGUUCCAGCCGAUGCACCCUGGGGUGCUCGGGGCCCGAGGAGUCGACAACCUCCCGCACCUUCGGCAGGACCCCGACCAGCCUCGUGCCCCAGGCGCGUCGCUGAACAAGCCCGUCGUGAAGGAAAUGUUUUCCCGCACCUUCAUGCGAGGCAUGGCGGACGUGCCUAUCCCUCCGGGAGCAGCGGGUCUUCCGCCCCUAGUGUUCGUCAAGACCCAGAUCGCGGCGACGAGCUCUGCGACCGGCACGCCCUGCGACUCUAUCAAGGCG
Molecule: messenger RNA, 2140 nt
Organism: Prorocentrum cordatum
Lineage: Eukaryota; Dinophyceae; Prorocentrales; Prorocentraceae
Source: the annotation of a GenBank genome assembly